AUGGGAGAAAAUAAUAAUAACAAUGAAUUAUCCCCAAACCCCCAGAUUGACCAAAACGAAAAUCAAAAUGGCCGGAAUGAGAUUGGUGGCCAACGUGGUACUCGUAAUAAUUACUAUAACCGCGGUCACAAUCGCGAGCGAGCCCGUUACUUCUAUGCAGCACGACAGGAGAAACGUCAGUCCGGUCACUGUCGCUGUCACCAACACAAUCACCGUGGCAAUAAUUCUGGCAAACGUUUUCGUCCUCGCGGCGGUCAUCAUCACUGA
Meloidogyne enterolobii is the source of this 267-nucleotide messenger RNA. NCBI's taxonomy places the organism in Eukaryota, Metazoa, Nematoda, Chromadorea, Rhabditida, Meloidogynidae. The record is from the annotation of a GenBank genome assembly.